CGGGAACCGUCCGGCGCUGCCCCGUCCCCGCAGCCGCGGCACCGGGAGGGACGGGGCGGUGCGGCUGCAGGGCUGUGGAACGGAGCCGGUCCCUCCAGCCCGAGCACGGCUCGCUCCGCCCCCGCCCCCUGCUCCUACCCCUGCCUAGCCCAUCCCGGCCCAUCCCUCUCCGGGGCGGUGUCGCGCAGAAGCAGCAGCGACCGCGGCGGCGGCUGCGGCGCGAUGGAGGGCGGCGGCGCGUACGGGGCGGCCAAGGCCGGCGGCCCUUUCGACCUGGGCCGGUUCCUGCAGCAGCCGCAGGUCCUGGCGCGGAUCGCCAGCGCGGUCUUCGCCCUGGUCGUCUUCUCCUGCCUGAUCGGGGAAGGCUACAGCAACUCGCCCAUUUCCUCCGAGCUCUUCUGCAUCUUCAACCGCAACGAGGACGCCUGCCGCUACGGCAUCGGCAUCGGCGUCCUCGCCUUCCUCGCCUGCAUCUUCUUCUUCAUGGUGGACAUCUACUUCCCCCAGAUCAGCAACACCACCAACCGCAAGUACCUGGUCCUGGCGGAUCUCGGCUUCUCAGGUCUCUGGACGUUCCUCUGGUUCAUUGGCUUUUGUUUCCUGACUAACCAGUGGACGCUGGCUGAGCCUGUGCUGAUCGGGGCUGACUCGGCCCGUGCCGCCAUCACCUUCAGCUUCUUCUCCAUCUUCUCCUGGGGCCUCCUGAUUGCCUUUGCUUACAAGAGGUACAAAAUGGGAGUGGAGGACUUUGAUCACAGCUACGUCGACCCCACCCCAGAGGUCUCAACUCCGUACUCCAGCUACCCCAACAUCAGCCACGACAGCUACCAGCAGCCGCCCUUCACCCAGACGGCAGAAGCCCCGGAGGGGUACCAGCCCCCGCCCGUGUACUGAGCCCCUGCCCGGCGCCGGGCUCUGCCAGUGCGGUUUCUCUGCUGCGGGGUGGGCGGGGAGGGAUCUGC
Messenger RNA from Colius striatus (speckled mousebird), 962 nucleotides. RefSeq names its product synaptogyrin 2 (gene SYNGR2). The record is from RefSeq and is a predicted model, not a curated record. Lineage: Eukaryota; Metazoa; Chordata; Aves; Coliiformes; Coliidae. Bases 223 to 894 code for a protein of 223 amino acids. The transcript is spliced from 4 exons. Gene Ontology annotation, cellular component: neuromuscular junction; synaptic vesicle membrane.